Myripristis murdjan (pinecone soldierfish) is the source of this 3435-nucleotide messenger RNA. RefSeq names its product ecto-NOX disulfide-thiol exchanger 2-like. Gene Ontology annotation, biological process: ultradian rhythm. The transcript is spliced from 15 exons. Gene Ontology annotation, molecular function: oxidoreductase activity; RNA binding. Lineage: Eukaryota; Metazoa; Chordata; Actinopteri; Holocentriformes; Holocentridae. Bases 119 to 2170 code for a protein of 683 amino acids. Gene Ontology annotation, cellular component: external side of plasma membrane; plasma membrane. The record is from RefSeq and is a predicted model, not a curated record.
CCCCACCGCAGCGGGCACAGGAAAGGCGAGGAAACUUGCUCUGCUCUGAGGAUUUAUACCGGGCUUAGACACAUCUCCGGCGGGACUGUUUUCAUCGCAGAGUCUCCGACUGAGGACAAUGUUUCUCUUGCAGUACACCGGGCUCAAUGCUCUGCCUUUUGACCCAUCCAGCAACAAUGACCCGCUCCAAUUCAACAACUCCAGUGGGCCACUGGUGCCAGACUGUCCUUCUCUGGAAAACACAGCAGACAACGGCAAGAAGAGGAAAAGACCCAGCCUGCCUCUAGAGGGUAUCCGUAACAUGACCAUGGACUCCAACUCCAUGACAAUGCCCAUGUCAGACCCCAACGCCUGGGCAACAGCCAUGAACAACCUGGGGAUGCCUCCCAUGAGCAUGACUGGACAGCCGCUACUGUCAGAUUUUGACCCCAGUCUUGGGCUGAUGACUGGCAUUGCCCCCAUGAACCCCAUGAUGCCUGGCCUGGGCAUGGUGCCUGCACCCCUCUCCCAAGAUGUGCCCGUUGUCAAGGAGAUCAUCCACUGCAAGAGCUGCACCCUCUUUCCCCCCAACCCCAACCUUCCCCCUCCGGCCACCAGGGAGCGCCCUCCAGGGUGUAAAACAGUAUUUGUUGGCGGCCUGCCAGAGAACGCCACCGAACAGAUCAUCAUGGAGGUGUUUGGACAGUGUGGUGACAUCAUCGCCAUCAGAAAGAGCAAGAAGAACUUCUGCCACAUCCGAUUUGCUGAGGAGUUUACUGUGGACAAGGCUCUCUUCUUGUCUGGCUACCGCAUCCGCCUGGGCUCCAGCACAGACAAGAAGGACACGGGUCGUCUUCACGUGGACUUUGCCCAGGCCAGAGACGACCUGUAUGAGUGGGAGUGUCGCCAGCGCAUGUUGGCCCGAGAGGAGAGACACCGGCGUAAGAUGGAGGAGGAUCGCCUCCGGCCGCCCUCCCCUCCCCCCAUCGUCCACUAUUCUGAGCACGAGUGCAGCCAGCUGGGAGACAAGCUCAAAGACGACAGUAAGUUUCCUGAGGCAGUGCGCGUGCUGUUGACCUGGGUGGAACGAGGCGAAGUCAACCGCAGGAACGCCAACAACUUCUACUCCAUGAUCCAGUCCUCCAACAGCCACAUCCGCCGACUGAUGAGCGAGAAGUCUCAACAUGAGAAGGAGAUAGAGGAGGCCAAAGACAAGUUCAAGACCGCUCUGGCCGGCAUACUGGCUCAAUUUGAACAGAUUGUGUCUGUAUUCCAAGCUGCUUCCAAACAAAAGGCAUGGGACCAUUUCUCCAAAGCUCAGCGCAAGAACCUGGACAUGUGGCGCAAGCAGGCUGAGGAGAUUAGAAACAUGCACAACGAGCAGCUGAUGGGCAUCAGACGAGAGGAGGAGAUGGAGAUGUCUGAUGAUGACAUGGAGGAUGCCCCCGCUACCGACAGCAAGGACUCUGAGGACUCAUCAGGUACAUCCCAAGCAGAAGCCUUAAAAGAGGAGAAUGACUCCCUGCGCUGCCAGCUGGACGCCUACAGGAACGAAGUGGAGCUGCUGAAACAGGAACAGGGCAAAAACCAGCCAAUCAGGAGCGAGGAGGACAACACACACUCUCAGCAGCUCAGCUUCCUGCAGCAGGCUCUGCAGGGCAUGCAGAAGCAAUUGCUCAAAAUGAGGGAGGAGUUAAAACAGCGGGAGGCAGAGCUGGAGAAGAGCAUGGAUGACAAGCAGCAGCUGAAGAGCCAAGUCCAGAAACUCAAGGCAGGACUUCAGAACCUGCAAAACACACACACUCUGCAGCUGGAGACGUCAAAGCGAGAUGACAGAGGGAGCGAACAGAGUGCUAAUCAAGUCAAUGAUACAACAGCAUCAUCAGUGGUGUCCUGCAGUCAGGAGAAGGAAGGUCUUCCAGAGAAGAAUCACCCCAGUCCCGUCCACUCCGAGAGGGAAGCCCUGCUAGUUGGGAUCAUUUCAACAUUCCUCCACGUCCACCCGUUUGGGGCCAGCAUUGAGUACAUCUGUUCCUACCUGCAGCGUUUGGACACCAAGAUUAACCCUGGUGAGGUGGAGGCCCUGUUGUCUCGGCUGCCUUGCACCUUCAGACAGGAGCUGACAGGGGUGGGAGCCAGUCUGGAAAAACGCUGGAACUUCUGUGGCUUCCAGGGCAUCAAGAGCACAUAGACUGAGCAUGACUGAUGCUGCGGGGACACAGAGGAGACUGCAGGCACACAGGACACCACAGGGACAUGGAGGACACUGUAGAGAUGUGGAGGAAGCAGAACAAAGCCUACAACUACCGGAGAACGUGGACUCUACUCGACCAAUGUGAGGAUGCAGAGAAUUCAUCACAGAUCUCAGAUCAGGGAGGAGUGUUACAUGAACAUUUCAGGCACUCUGUGUAGGUGGCAGAGAGGUAACUAUAUGGUUCUUGUAAUGGCACAUGGAGUGAAACAUCUCUAUGGUGACAAAGAGAAAGAUGCAUCUCUAUGGUGACUGUCAUCUUUCUCUUGCUCGCUCCUUUUUGUGUUUUUGUCUCACGGGAUUCAACCAGAAUUCCCUUUGGAGAGCCAGUCUCAGUGAAGUCAUGGGAUUGGCUUUUGAUUUUUGUUUUUUUAAUUUGUGGUAUUUUACAUUCUCUGAGCCUACAGUUGGCUCAUUGUUCUGUCAGGCCUAGACUAAAGGGCUACGCAGGGAGGUCAUCAGGGUCUACUGUCAACCUCAAAACCCUCUGACUUCUCUUUUGCCUAUUCUUGGUUUUGUACAAUCAUGUAAAUUAUAUUAAUAUAUUUCCUUACUUUCUGUAUAGGCUAUUAAAUUAAACAUGCAUACAAUAUGGAUGCAGUGAUCAGGUUGAUUUGUACUUAUUUUCCACAUACAGGAGUUUCACAUCCCUCAGUAUCCAAUUAUGCUUCAAUUUAGUGACCCAUUGAUUGCACUGUCUGUUCUCAAUGGACAAUGGACAGCAAAGAGUGUAAUCAAGUCCCAACAGGAUGUGCACCUAAAAUGCUGCAAAUAUUAAAAUGAAAAGAGGACAGUAAUCUGUUUGCAGCUGUUGAAUUGUCUGCCAGCUGUAUGUGUAAUUUGAAUCAUCUGAAUCUGACUACAAACGUGUUAGUGAUAUUGCUAUCAUCAUGAUUCAAAAAGGGAGACGCGUUGGCUAUCAGACGGCUUUCACACGGUGCCUUCCAGGUCUGGUUCAUUUUUACAAAGACAGCCUAUCCUUCUUUGUGGGGUGAUUGCUCAACUUUAUUCCAAGUUAUUGAAUGUGAAUGACACUGACAUCAACGGCCUCUCCUGCUGCACUCAUGCUGUGGGGAACAUUAUUUCAUUUUCAGUCACGCAGCCACAGGAAAAAAAAAAUGUCUAGUUCAUUGCUGUAUUGUAUUACUUUGUGAAAGGGAACUUUCUUUUGUUUGUCAGUGGGCUCAACGAAAAAAAAAAAAAAA